This is a messenger RNA of Leptomonas pyrrhocoris, 661 nucleotides long. Its product is annotated as putative poly-zinc finger protein 2. NCBI's taxonomy places the organism in Eukaryota, Euglenozoa, Kinetoplastea, Trypanosomatida, Trypanosomatidae. The transcript has a single exon. The coding region runs from base 254 to 661 and encodes 135 amino acids. Gene Ontology annotation, cellular component: cytoplasm. Gene Ontology annotation, biological process: positive regulation of cytoplasmic translation. Gene Ontology annotation, molecular function: zinc ion binding; mRNA binding; translation regulator activity. The record is from RefSeq and is a predicted model, not a curated record.
GAAAUGCACAAACGGCCGUUUUGUUUUUUACGUGUAUUUGACUCCCACUACCACCACAUCAACAACAACCGCACAACAUAAUUCCUUUCUGUUGUUGCUGCCUCUCACCAGAGCACCCAAGCAAAUUUCAGUGUUUUGUUUUUCGUUUUCUUUCAGCGCUCUUAUCGCUUCCCCACUCGCGCGUUCUCGUGUACUGCUGCACAGCUUCAUCUAAUCACUUUAUACCGCUUCAGCUUUCCCUAAGAAAACAGAAAUGGUGUGCUACCGCUGUGGUGGUGUCGGUCAUCAGAGCCGCGAGUGCACGGCAGCCGCGGACUCCGCUCCGUGCUUCCGCUGCGGCAAACCGGGCCACAUCGCGAAGGAGUGCCCCAGCAACAUCAGCGCGGAGGAGGCGCCGUGCUUCUACUGCCACAGGCCCGGCCACCGCGCGCGCGACUGCCCCGAGGCGCCGCCCAAGUCGGAGACGGUGAUGUGCUACAACUGCGCCCAGAAGGGCCACAUCGCGAGUGAGUGCAAGAACUCCCCGCACUGCUACCUGUGCAACGAGGACGGGCACACCGGCCGCGCCUGCCCCACCGCGCCGAAGCGCUCCGCGGCGGAUAAGAUAUGCCGGAAGUGCGGUAAGAAGGGCCACCUCCGCAAGGAUUGCCCGGAGGCCUAA